Molecule: messenger RNA, 4849 nt
Organism: Delphinapterus leucas (beluga whale)
Lineage: Eukaryota; Metazoa; Chordata; Mammalia; Artiodactyla; Monodontidae
Source: RefSeq, a predicted model, not a curated record
UGCCCCCUGCCCUUCGCUCCCCAGUCCGUCUCUGCACCAGUGCUGGCCUGCGUCCGCCCGGCCCGAGCACCGCCUGCCUGGCCUUGCCGUCACCCUAGAGCCCGUCAUCAGCUCGGGGGGGUCGUGCAGCGGUGCCCUGGCACCCCAGCCUUCCUCGCGGCCCCUCUUCCAGCCUCCUUGCACUGUGAUUUGGAUCUCACUGUCGCCCAAGCCCACUCGACUUUGAUGGCUGUGUGCCGGCCACCCCGUUCUUACGGUCCGGCGCUGACGACCACGUGACACGACGCCGUGCUCGGUCCUCUGUCCCCGCACUUGUUUCUGCCGGCCCUCAGGCCGUUCAGCCAGGCUUCCCCCAGGCCUCCUGUGUGAUUUGUGUGCAACGUCCCUGCUCCCUGCCCCGCGGGAAGGGCCGUCCCCGUGUGGACAGCCAGAUUGCAGUGGCUCACGUGGCGGGUCUGCAGCACGGCCACCCACACUUCUCCCCAAGGAAGACGCCCAGUGGCCAGCACCGGUGCCUUUAGCUGACCCGCGGGUCUCAGUCACUGAACCAGUAGUCUGCCACGCUCAGACCCAGGUCAGCCCGAGAGCCAGGGCCAAACAUGGUCUGCCAGCCCGGGUCCAAGAGGCACUCAGGAGGGCCAGGUGUGAGGCGUGGGUCCUCACCAGGGCUGGUGGGCUGCACUGCAGGCGGCCUUCAGGUCAGCACCGGGCCGGACAAGGGGGUGCAGUCUGUCCUGACACUCUUGUUUCCACGCUGGAACCCCAGCCUGUUGGGAUCGGGACUCCGGGAUCCUGCCCUGGCCCUGAAGGCUUCGGGGGCACUUCGUUCCUGUCGAUUCUGGUCCAGGAGGCCCUGCCCUGGAGGCCGUGUUCAGCUGGAGCCACACACCAUGAGCAUCCGUGUGUGCCCCCGCCUCGGGGUCGGCCUCUGGCUGUGGCUGGGUGUCACCCUAGGACUCGGCCAGGGACAAGCAAGCGGCCGCCUGAGGCUGGUGGUGCUGCCUGAGGACCGGCUGCAGAUGAAGUGGAGGGAGUCGGAGGGGAGCAGCCUCGGCUACCUGGUGCAGGUGAAGCCCAGGGCAGGGGACCUGGAGCAGGAGGUGAUGCUGACUACCAAGACCCCCAAGGCCACGGUGGGGGGCCUCAGCCCCUCCAAAGGGUACACCUUGCAGAUCUUCGAGCUCACAGGCUCAGGGAAUGUCCUGCUGGCUCGGAGGGAGUUUGUGAUCAAAGAUUUGAAGAGUAGCUCUGCGAGCAGGAGCAGCCGGAGGCCACUGGGGGCAGCCCUGCAGCCCAGCCCCUCCCACGAGGGGAGCCCAGACCUCGAUCCCCCAGUGGCCUUGGCCCCAAGCCAAGACCUGCCCACGCCUGCCGGACCCCAGUUCCGCUGCACGUCCCCCACACCCGUGGACAUGAUCUUCCUGGUGGAUGGAUCCUGGAGUAUUGGCAGUCACUUCCAGCAGGUCAAAGACUUCCUGGCCAGCAUCAUUGAGCCCUUUGAAAUCGGGCCAGACAAAGUCCAAGUAGGUAGCCUGACUCAGUACAGCGGGGACCCCCAGACCGAGUGGGACCUGAAUGCCUUUGGCACCAAGGAGGAGGUGCUGGCCGCCGUGCGUGGCCUCCAGUACAGAGGGGGAAACACGUUCACAGGCCUGGCCCUGACCCACGUGCUGGAACAGAACCUGAAGCCCGUGGCGGGUCUCCGUCCGGAGGCGGCCAAGCUGGUGAUUCUGGUGACGGACGGCAAGUCCCAGGACGAUGCCUGCACUGCUGGCCACAUGCUCAAGGAUCUGGGCGUCGACGCCUUUGCCGUGGGCGUGACGGACGCCAAUGAUGCUGAGCUGAGGCUCCUGGCGUCCCAGCGUCCGGACAUCACCGUGCACAGCGUGCAGGACUCCCCGCUCGGCUCGCUGGCCGGCCUGCUCAGCCGCCUCGUCUGCCAGAAGGUGCAGGGCAGGCGCCUGCGCAGCGGCCCAGUUACACCGGCCGCAGCCGCUCCGGCCCUGGACCCCCCUUCCGCUCCCACCGGCCUGGUCCUGACCCAGGUGACCUCCUCCAGCAUCCACCUCUCCUGGACCCCAGCCCCGCGGCCACCCCUCAAGUACCUGAUCGUGUUGCGGCCUUCUAAGGGCGGCGCCCCCAGGGAGGUGGUGUUGGAGGCGCCCGCCUCGUCGGCAGAGCUGCGCAACCUGACCUCCAGCACGGAGUACCUGGUCUCCGUGCUCCCCGUCUACAAGGCCGGCGUCGGUGAGGGCCUGCAGGGCCCGGUGACCACAGUGCCCCUGCCCCCACCCCAGGCGCUGACCCUGGCCGCAGUGAUGCCCAGAGCCAUCCACCUCACCUGGCAGCCCUCGGCAGGGGCCACCCAGUACCUGGUGCAGUGCUCGCCCACCUCCCCCAAGGGCAAGGAGGAGGGGAGAGAGGUGCGGGUGGGGCAGCCCGAGGCGCUGCUGGAUGGGCUGGCCCCAGGCAGGGACUACGAGGUGUGGGUGCGGAGCCUGCGAGGGGCAGAGACCAGCGAGGCCCAGAGCACCCGCGCCAGGACCCCCGCCCUGGCCCCCCCCAGACACCUGAGCUUCUCGGACGUGAGCCAUGACUCGGCCCGAGUGUCCUGGGAGGGCACCGCGAGGCCUGUGCGCCUGUUCAGGGUCAGCUACGUCUCGAGCAAGGGCGGCCACUCGGGACAGACGGAGGCUCCUGGGAGCGCCACCUCGGUCACUCUGGGCCCCCUCUCGUCCUCCACCGUCUACACGGUCCGCGUCACCUGCCUCUACCCUGGGGGCAGCUCCUCCACACUGACUGGCCGCCUGACCACACGGAAAGUCCCCAGCCCGAGCCAGCUGUCGGUGAUAGAGCUGCCUGGGGACGAAGUCCAGCUGGAGUGGGCGGCCGCAGCGGCGUCCGGCGUGCUUGUCUACCAGAUCACGUGGACGCCCCUGGGAGAGGGGAAGGCCCAUAAGAUCUCCGUCCCGGGGAACCUGGGCACGGCCGUCCUGCCCGGCCUGGGGAGGCACUCGGAGUAUAAGAUCAUCAUCCUGGCCUACUACAGGGAUGGGGCCCGCAGCCCCCCCGCCCCUUGCUCCCCCGCAGUCAGCUGGAGCCCACCCUCCAACCUGGCCCUGGCCUCAGAGUCUCCCGACAGCCUGCGGGUCAGCUGGACGCCCCCGAGUGGCCGUGUCCUCCACUACCAGCUCUCCUAUGCACUGGCCUCAGGCUCGGGACCCGAGAAGUCGAUCUCCAUUCCAGGACCCAGAAGCCAUGUGACUCUCCCUGAACUGCUGGCGGCCACCAAGUACCGGGUCCUAGUCUCAGCCGUCUACGGAGCAGGGAAGAGUGUGGCAGUGUCUGCCACGGGCCGGACGGCCUGCCCGGCCCUCCACCCGGAUGGCUCCCUCCCAGGCUUUGACCUGAUGGCAGCCUUCGGGCUGGUGGAGAAGGAAUACGCCUCCAUCCGUGGCAUGGCCAUGGAGCCCUCGGCCUUUGGCCCCAUCAGGACCUUCACGCUCUUCAAGGAUGCUCAGCUGACCCGCCGGGCCAGCGACAUCCACCUGGCCACCCUCCCCACGGAACACACAGUCGUCUUCCUCCUGCGCCUGCUCCCCGAGACGCCCCGCGAGGUCUUUGCGCUGUGGCAGGUGGCGGCCGAAGACUUCCGGCCCGUCCUGGGGGUCCUGCUGGACGCCAGCAGAAAGUCGCUGACCUACUUCCGCAGUGACCCCAGCGCCACCCUGCAGGAGGCCACCUUCGACCUGCCCGACGUGAGGAGGAUAUUCUUUGGGAGCUUCCACAAGGUGCAUAUAGCCGUGGGCCGCUCCAAGGUCAGGCUCUACGUGGACUGCCGGAAGGUGGCUGAGAAGCCCACUGGGGAGGCCGGCAGCCUGCCCACCACCGACUUCGUCACACUGGGGAGACUGGCCAAGGCCCGGGGCCCCCGGAGCAGCUCAGCCUCAUUCCAGCUCCAGAUGCUACAGAUUGUGUGCAGUGACUCCUGGGCAGAGGAGGACAGGUGCUGCGAGCUCCCGGCUUCGAAGGAUGGAGAGACCUGCCCUGCCUUCCCUUCUGCCUGUGCAUGUUCCUCGCAGACCCCUGGGCCCCCGGGCCCCCAAGGACCUCCUGGCCACCCUGGGAGGGACGGAGCCCCAGGAGAGCAGGGCUUCCCAGCGCCCAGGGGAGGGCCCGGGCCACCUGGACAGAUGGGACCCGAGGGUCCUGGAGGUCAGCAGGGGUCACCAGGCACCCAGGGCCAAACCAUCCAGGGACCUGUGGGUCCACCAGGGGUCAAAGGAGAGAAGGGGGACCAUGGACGCCCCGGCUUGCAGGGCCACCCCGGCCUCCAGGGCACCCCUGGGAAGGUUGGCGUCCAGGGACCAAAGGGAAUGAGAGGCCUGGAGGGGACUGCUGGCCUGCUCGGACCCCCUGGCCCUAGGGGCUUCCAGGGCACGGCGGGGGCCAGAGGCAGCAGCGGGGAGCGAGGACCCCCGGGGGCUGUGGGGCCCACGGGGCUGCCGGGGCCCAAGGGGGAGCGAGGAGAGAAGGGCGAGCCACAGUCCUUGGCCACCAUCUACCAGCUCGUGGGCCAGGCCUGCGAGUCCGCCAUCCAGACGUACCUGCUGAAGCUCCACGCCUGCACCCACGAGAGCACCCGGCCCCCCAUGCCCAUCUUGGAGGCCCCCAGGGCCUUCGGCACGCGCAGAGAGGCCCGGCUCCCUGGAGAAGGGGGGCACGGUGGCCCCCGCCCAGAGGACAGAGGACGGUCCCCCUGCUGCCCCGAGUGAGCCCGAACGUCCCCCCACCGGAUCCCAGACACCGAGCGCAGCUGGAGAAGAGGGUCUGGAGGCGGAAGGAGGGG